Labrus bergylta (ballan wrasse) is the source of this 2054-nucleotide messenger RNA. RefSeq names its product ceramide synthase 2b (gene cers2b). Gene Ontology annotation, biological process: ceramide biosynthetic process. Gene Ontology annotation, molecular function: DNA binding; sphingosine N-acyltransferase activity. The record is from RefSeq and is a predicted model, not a curated record. Lineage: Eukaryota; Metazoa; Chordata; Actinopteri; Labriformes; Labridae. Gene Ontology annotation, cellular component: membrane.
CUCUCUCUGUCUGCUACUCUCUGUCCGCUCUCCUGCCGGCCUGACCUCCGCCUCUGCCCGGCCAGACGUCCGCUCAGACCCCUCCGACUCCCCGGACUCACAACGUGGGGUUGAGAGAAAUUCUCUGGGACACGACGGGGAGAAAAAAAACAGCAGAACAUUUUGUGUUCAAGCAAAGCUGCCGGUCGCAUUGCAGCAUCUCGCACGUUUUUCAUUCUGUCGCCACUUUCUUUUUUUUUUUUUCUUUUUUUUUUUACACUCCACAAAUGUUGAACUUGAGAAGAAAAACAAACUUUGUACACCAUGGAAACAUGUAAAAAUCCACCCGGACACUAAAGUUGGACACUUACUGCGCCCUCCUGAUCACAGCGGGCUGGGCACACUCAACAGGACUGUUAGUAUUGUCCCCCCCCCCUACCCCCCUAUGCUAGCUGGCUAAGAGGGACCAGGACGCCUUUGUAGAGAACAUUUGUUUGUGUUUGCAGGCCAUACUUUACGCAACACAACGGAGGAAAAACACCAAAGAUGAUAUUGGGGCUGAGCGAUUGGUUCUGGCAGGAGCGGCUGUGGUUUCCAAAAGGCCUGGGCUGGGCUGACCUGGAGGAUCGGGAUGGACGAGUAUACGCUAAAGCCGGUGACUUGUGGGUGGCCCUGCCCAUCGCACUUGCAUUCCUUAUCAUCCGACAGAUCUUUGAAAGGACAGUGGCUACACCUCUAGCUUCCCUGCUCGGGAUCAAAGACACAGUACGGCUCAAAGCCCCUCACAACCCCACACUGGAGUCCUACUUCUGUAACAUUACCAAAACCCCCACACAGACUUCUGUUGCAAGUCUCUGCAAAAAGACGGGCUUGUCAGAAAGACAAGUGCAGCGAUGGUUCAGAAGACGAAGGAACCAGGACAGACCGAGUUUGCUCAAAAAGUUUCGAGAAGCCAGUUGGAGAUUUACCUUUUACCUUCUUGCUUUCAUUGCUGGCCUGGCCGCCCUCAUUGAUAAACCUUGGCUGUAUGACCUGCAGGAGAUGUGGCAGGGCUUUCCUGUGCUGACUCUCCUGCCAUCUCAGUAUUGGUACUACAUGAUUGAGCUGGGUUUCUACUGCUCUCUGCUCUUCAGUGUGGCUUCUGAUGUCAAACGAAAAGACUUUAAGGAGCAGAUCGUUCAUCAUUUAGCCACCAUCCUCCUCAUCAGCUUUUCCUGGUGCGUUAAUUACAUCCGUGCUGGGACUCUCAUCAUGCUGUUGCACGACUCCGCUGAUUACUUUCUUGAGUCUGCAAAGAUGUUCAACUAUGCUGGAUGGCGAAAUGCCUGUAACUACAUCUUCAUCGUAUUUGCUGCAAUCUUCAUUAUCACUCGUCUGGUCAUCUUUCCCUUCAGGAUUAUUUACUGUACGUGGGUGUACCCUGUGACCAUCUAUGAACCCUUCUUUGGCUACUACUUUUUCAACGGCCUUUUAAUGGUUCUGCAGUGUCUGCAUAUCUUCUGGGCCAUCCUCAUCAUACGCAUAGCAGUCCGCUUCCUCACCAACAAUGAAAAAGUGGACGAUGAAAGGAGUGACAAAGAUGAAACGGAUGAAUCGGGAGAGGAGGAAGACGAGGAGGGGGUUAAAAAGGACACAAAGAAAAAUGGACCAGUGCAGAAUGGUCACACAGUCCACAACAACAAUCACAGCAAGACAGAGUGAAAGCAAAACAACGUCAGGACGCAGGAUUGUGAUAAAGGACUCAUUUCCCUCUGUAGGGGAGCAGGAGGGAGGGAAAAGAAGAAGACAGUGUGUGGGUUGGGGGGGGGGGCAUGUCAUUCCCUAAAACACAGAACAGCAGGUAUGUUGAUAAAAUGUGACACUGUUACUUCUGCACAACACAAAAACACUCUCACAAACGUACUUUUAGAGGGCACACAGAUCCAGCAGAAAAUGAUAGACACUACAUUCAGUGGCACGACUGUUCUGCUUAAUCAUGUGUCGCUGUCAGUGUGGGAAGUCAGUUCCAAAUUUUCAAAGAGACAGGAGGAAAUGGAGGGAGAACUGUGAUGGGAAGGAGGGAGAGAGGCAGGGUG